Danio rerio (zebrafish) is the source of this 9581-nucleotide messenger RNA. It is a transcript of the gene lama1, whose product is annotated as laminin, alpha 1. NCBI's taxonomy places the organism in Eukaryota, Metazoa, Chordata, Actinopteri, Cypriniformes, Danionidae. Gene Ontology annotation, molecular function: signaling receptor binding. Gene Ontology annotation, biological process: morphogenesis of an epithelium; regulation of cell adhesion; tube morphogenesis. Gene Ontology annotation, cellular component: basement membrane; cell junction; laminin trimer. The record is from RefSeq and is marked provisional.
AGAGUCAGAAGUUUGAAUGAGAGAAAGACGGACAGAACCGAUGGACAAACAAACACAACUUUAAAGAUUUCAGCACAGCUUUAGCUUUAUUAAAGUAGAUCAUUAGUUGAGUUACUUUAGUUUGAGCGAUGAUGGAGAUGAGGAUGAAGAUGCUGUGGCUGUUAGCGCUGGUUUUCUCCUCAGUGAUUUGUGUGGAGGCUCAGCAGAGAGGUUUGUUUCCUGCAAUCUUGAAUCUCGCCAGCAAUGCCGAAAUCAGCACCAACGCCACCUGUGGCGAUCCCGAUCCCGAGAUGUUCUGCAAACUGGUGGAGCACGUUCCUGGAAGACGGAUCCGCAACCCGCAGUGUCGCAUCUGUGACGCAAACAGCCAGAAUCCCAAAGAGCAACAUCCAAUUACUAACGCCAUUGAUGGAACCAACCUGUGGUGGCAGAGUCCGAGCAUCAAGAACGGCCGUCAGUUCCACUGGGUCACAGUCACGCUGGACCUGCGACAGGUGUUCCAGGUGGCGUACAUCAUCAUUAAAGCAGCAAACUCUCCUCGACCUGGAAACUGGAUUCUGGAGCGUUCCCUGGACGGCGUGAACUUCCAGCCGUGGCAGUUUUACGCCAUUAGCGAUACUGAGUGUUUGACGCGCUACAACAUCACACCGCGCAUCGGCCCGCCGACGUACAAGAGAGACGACGAGGUGAUCUGCACAUCGUACUACUCUCGCCUGGUGCCGCUGGAGCAUGGAGAGAUCCACACGUCUCUGAUUAACGGCCGUCCCAGCGCUGACGAUCUGACACCGGAGCUGCUGGAGUUUACAUCGGCGCGGUUUAUACGCCUGCGCCUGCAGAGGAUCCGGACGCUCAACGCAGACCUGAUGACCCUCAGUUACCGAGACCCCAAAGACGUGGACCCCAUCGUCACCCGACGGUAUUAUUACUCCAUCAAGGACAUCUCAGUGGGCGGGAUGUGCAUCUGCUAUGGCCACGCCCAGAGCUGCCCCUGGGACCCUGUUACCAAGAAGCUGCAGUGUGUGUGUGAACACAACACUUGUGGUGAGAGCUGUAAUGAGUGUUGUCCUGGAUACCAUCAGGAGCCAUGGCAGCCGGGAACGCUCUCCGACGGCAACACUUGCGAGAAGUGUAAUUGUCACAACAAAGCCGACGACUGUUUCUACAACCAGACGGUGGCGGAUCUGAAGCUGAGCAUGAACACACACGGCCAGUUCACAGGAGGAGGAGUGUGUGUGAACUGCAGACACAAUACAGCGGGAGUGAACUGUGAGACCUGUGCGGACGGAUACUACAGACCCCACCAGGUGUCUCCGUAUGCAGAAGAGCCGUGUGUGGAGUGUCAGUGUGAUAUGAGGGGUUCAGUGAGUCCUGUGUGCAUCAGAGAUGAUAAUCACGCAAACCCAGACGCAGGUCUGUCUCCAGGUCAGUGUGUGUGUAAGGAGGGUUUUGCGGGAGAGAAGUGUGACCGCUGUGCGUUCGGCUUCAGAGAUUUCCCGGUGUGUUCUCGCUGCGAGUGUAGCCUGGAUGGGAGCCACAACACCGAUCCCUGUAUGGAGUGUGUGUGCAAGGCGAAUGUGAUGGGCUCUCACUGUGACCUGUGUAAGCAGGGCUUCUAUAACCUGCAGGCCAGCAAUCCUGAAGGCUGCACCGAGUGUUUCUGCUUCGGUGUGUCAGAUGUGUGUGAGAGCUCCACCUGGUUCAGCAGCUCGGUGGUGCACAGAGACGGCGUCCUCCAUCGCCUGCACCAGACCUCCAUCAGCUUCUGGUCUCCAGUUUCUGAUGAAAACCUGAUCAUCUCCAACAGAUCCACAGAUGCAGACCCCUCCUCUGUGUGGACAUGGGCCGCUCCGGAGCCUUUCCUCAAUAACAAGCUGACGUCAUAUGGAAGCUUCUUGAACUACAGUGUGGCGUAUGACACUUCUGAGGAGAACGUGGACAAAACACUGCGCUCACACUUCAGCGUAAUUAUUGAGGGUAACGGGCGCACGCUGAGGCAGGCGCAGUCGGCUCGUCUGCUGCUGAACGCUCACACACACCAGCGUGUGUUUGUGCAGAUGCUUCCGCAGAUCUUCAUAGACUCACACAGCGGCAGGAGCGUGCAGAGAGACGAGCUGAUGACGGUGCUGGCGGACGUUGCUGCGCUCAGGGUUCGAGCCGAGCUGGAGGACAGCGCUGAGGGAACGCUCAGGUUGAGUCACGUGUCUUUAGGUGUUGGAGACUCAAACUCCGAUGUGUCUAAAAUCUCUCUAGAUGUGGAGCACUGUGAGUGUCCGUGGGGGUAUUCAGGCACUUCCUGUGAGUUGUGUAUUCCUGGCUUUUAUCGGGUCGGUGGGAUUUUGUUCGGAGGAAACUGUCUCCCGUGCGAGUGUAACGAUCACGCGACGGAGUGUGACAUCAAUGGAGAGUGUCUGGGCUGUGCGCACAACACCACGGGGCCUCACUGUGAUCAGUGCCUGCCGGGUUUCUAUGGUGACGCGAGCGAGGGGACGCCGGACGACUGCCAGAGAUGCUCCUGCCCGCUGACACUGGCGUCAAACAAUUUCAGCCCCACGUGUCAGCUGCAGGCUCCCGGUGAAUUCAUCUGUGAUCAGUGCCAGCCUGGAUACACCGGAGACAAGUGCCAGAGGUGUGCUGAUGGGUAUUUUGGUGAGCCGGCGGUCCCUGGUCAGCGCUGCUCCCCCUGUGAGUGUAACGGGAAUGUGGACCCAUCUGAAGCGGGACGCUGCGACACCCACACUGGGGAGUGUCUGAAGUGUGUAGGGCAUACGGCCGGGCCACACUGCGAACGCUGCCGGGACGGAUAUUAUGGAGACGCCAUCCAAGAGAAGAACUGCCAGGCCUGUGGUUGUUAUAGUAACGGCUCUCUGUCCACCAUCUGUAACCUGAUCACGGGUCAGUGUGAAUGUAAACACAAUGUGGUCGGAAAAACCUGCGACCGCUGCCAGGAGGGUUAUCACGGUAUUAACAGUGGUGAAGGCUGCAGACCGUGUGAAUGUAACCAAUCAGGCGCUCUGUCUGCGUCAUGUGAUGAGGAGGGGCGGUGCCAGUGCAUAACUGGGGUAACGGGUGACAAAUGUGAUCGAUGUCACCAUGGAUACUACAACUUCAAAGAGAACGGAUGCACAGCAUGCGACUGCGCACACACUCAUGGGAACUGCAACGAUCAGACGGGCGAGUGUAUCUGUCCUCCACACACACACGGGCUGAAGUGUGAACAGUGUGAUGAAGGUCACUGGGGUCACGACGGAGUGUCCGGCUGUAAGGUGUGUAACUGCAGUGCUGUGGGCUCCAGCUCGUCUCAGUGUGAUCUGUCCUCGGGUCAGUGUGUGUGUGCGCUGCAGUUCUCCGGCCUCACAUGCGACCGGUGCGCUUUAGGCUACAGAAACUUCCCACAAUGCUCUGCCUGCGACUGCAACCCGAACGGCACGCGUGCGCAGUUCUGUGACGAGGCACUAGGAGUGUGUGGCUGCGAGGAUCACGGGCAGUGUUCCUGCAAGGAUAAUGUGGGCGGCAGAGGCUGUGACGAGUGUAAGAGCGGCUCCUUCGGGCUCUCGGCCCUCAAUCCGGCCGGCUGCAGCCCCUGCUUCUGCUUUGGCCUUUCAGACGUGUGUGAGGAGCUGAGCGGAUUGGUGCGCGCGCCGAUUGUUCUGGGUUCAUCUCCGGCUCUGCUGCGUGUAGUGUCUCAGAGUGACCUGCAGGGGACGCUGGAGGGCGUUUAUUACAGCGAUGACGAGAUGCUGCUGGACGUGGAUCAGCUCAACAAACUCUCUCUCCUCACCGGACCGUAUUACUGGAGACUCCCACAGAAAUACAACGGCAACAAGCUGCUGUCGUAUGGAGGAAGACUCUCCUACACCCUCACCUUCUUCGCUCAGGACGGCGUGGGAUUGGCCAAUCAGGAGCCUCAGGUGCUGUUGAGAGGAGGACACCUGCGUAAGCUGGUCAUCUACACUGAUGCUAGCGCUCCUGCUAACGGCAUCCGCAGCACACAGGAGCACGCCCUCACCGAGCACAAGUGGAAAUACUUCAACUCAGUGUCUGAUGAAGCCGUGAGCCACGCUGACUUCAUGUCUGUGCUGAGUAACCUGGAGUACGUCAUCAUUAAAGCCUCGUACGGGUCCGGACUGCAGCAGAGCAGGAUCUCCAACAUCUCCAUGGAAACGGCACUGGAGGCAGAUGAGCUUCCUGAAGGUGGAGAUGUGGCGCGGUUGGUGGAGAUCUGUGAGUGUCCGCCGGGAUACGCUGGACUGUCCUGCCAGGAGUGUGCUCCAGGAUAUUACCGGCAGGCUGUAUCUGAGCUCAACAUGAAGGGCAGAAAUCGGCCGCUCAUUCAGCCCUGUGUGCCCUGCAGAUGCAGCAACCACAGCCAGUCAUGUGACCUGCACACCGGCCAAUGCCUGGGCUGUCAGCACAACACCGCUGGAGAACACUGCCAUGUUUGCGCUGCAGGGUAUUAUGGGAAGGUGCAGGGGUCGGUCAGUGACUGCUCUCUGUGUACCUGCCCACUGCGGGGUCAAAGUUUCAGCUCAACAUGUGUGUUAGAAGGUGCUGGAGACUUCCGCUGCGACCGCUGUGAGGAGGGAUAUGAGGGACGAUACUGUGAGAGGUGUGCAGUGGGGUAUUUCGGGAACCCGUCGGAGCCGGGUGGCCGCUGUCAGGUGUGUGCGUGCAGUGAGUCGGGCUCAGUGCACAGUGUGUGUGACGCACACACAGGCCGCUGUGAGUGUAAACCUGGGGUCAGAGGUCACCUGUGUGACCAGUGUGAGGAGAGGCAUGUGCUGGUCCACGAGCAGUGUGUGUCAUGUAAUGACUCCUGCACUGGUGUUUUGCUGGAUGAUCUGGAUGCUUUAGACGUGUCCAUCACAUCUGUGAACCUGACGGGUGUCAUUCUGGCCCCGUACAGCCAGCUGAUGACCAUCCAGAACCAGACCCGAGAGCUCACGAGCCUGAUGUCGUGGAACCAAACUCCAGAUUAUCAGCUGACCGCUGGAGAAGAACACUCGAGGAACCUGAGCGGUCAGAUCACUGACCUUCAGCAGCAGGUCCAGAGUGUGUUUGAAGACAGUGGUGAUGUGCUGCUGACCUCAGAGCAGAGAUUUACUCAAGGGAAACAACUGCUGGAGCUCAUCAACAACAUUCACUCUGCCAUCCACGGUCUGGUGGAGCAGGUGAGUUCAGUGAACGUGACUCUGGAUGAAGGUCUGGAUGAAGCCAACAGCACAUUCCUGCUGGAGGAGACCAGCGAAACCCUGGAGAAAAUCAGGAGCUUUAAUCUGACGCACUGCAGGAACGCUGCGGAGAUCCAGCUCAGCUCUGCAGUGUCUGUGCUGGAAAAGGUCGAGGAUGAGAUUUCAAAGCCUUACAGAAAUAACCAGAUCAGACGGGAAAACAUCUCCACAACACUCAACACACACAACCUGAAUCUCCAGCAGGUCCAGGAGAGCCUAAACACGGCUAAAACGCACAACAACCAGAGCCGACGCCUGCUCCAGGACAUCCAGAGCAACACACACACACUCACCAUUUCCAGGAACAAUGUCAGCAGUCUGAACCAUGAAGUAGAAACACAAGUACAGGAAGCUCAAGACCUGCUGACCGACGCCCUCAAUAUUGCAGAAGACAUGGACAACGGGACGACAACUCUGGAUGAGCUGAAGAAUGAUCUGGAAUUGUGGAGUCCGUCUCUCAGGAAGCAUGUGGACUCUUUAGUCAUGGAUUUGACCAAAAGAGAUGCUCUUCAGCUGGUUUACAGGGCUGAGGAUCACGCACAAGCUCUCAGCAAACAAGCACAAGCCCUGAACAGUUCUCUGUCUGAGGUCAGCUCUGCAUCAGUUAACAUCUCCAUCGCCACCCGAACCAAUGCCAACAUCAGAGAAAACAUACAGCUGGCGGCAGAUCUGGCCCUCGCAGCCAAUCAGAACGCAAGCUCCGCCCUCAAUAUGACGUCACUGACGGAGCAGGAGAAGAGGAGGCUGCAGAAGAGCUCAGAGAUUCUGGACAGAGCUGCACUUCUGAAAAACCACACCGACGGCCUCAUGCAGAAUGUCAGUGCAGUGACCAGCAGGUUGAGUCUGGUUGCAGCAAACAUCCAGAACUUCACACAGAUGCUCCCAGAAGCCCUCACCAUCCUCAGAAACCUUCCUGAAGGCAGCAGAGCUGAAAUCCUGCAGGUGAAGCAGCAGACAGAAGCAGCGAAUGCGUCUUUACAGGAAGCUCUGGAGCGCUUGCGGGAUUAUCGCCUAAAGCUGGACGAGUCUUCAUCAGCUCUGGGGUCAGCCGAUAACAGCACACAGAGGACCAAUCAGCUGCUCAGAGACUCACAGGACACCGCAAACGCUGCUGGAUCCCGCCUGAGCGAGGCUGAUGUGAAAGCUGAUCGUCUGCUGGAGCGUCUGAAGCCUCUGCAGACUCUGGGAGAAACGCUGAGCAGAAACCUGUCCGACAUCAGAGAACUCAUCAGUCAGGCACGCAAACAGGCUGCAUCGAUUAAAGUGGCCGUCUCUGCAGACCGCAACUGUGUACGCGCGUACAGACCUGAGGUGACGUCCAGCAACUUCAACACACUCACACUGACCAUGAAGACCAGUGAACCCGACAACCUGCUCUUCUACAUGGGCAGCAGCUCCAGCGAGGAUUUCAUGGCUCUAGAAAUGCAUGAUGGGAAGGUGUCCUUUCUGUGGGACGCCGGUUCAGGACACAACAGACUGGAGUAUCCGGAUGUUCAGAUCAACAAUGAUAAAUGGCACAGGAUCAAUGCCACGCGGUUUGGGAGACACGCUACACUGACGGUUCAGCAGACGGACUCUGAGCCGCUGCCCGCCGUAAAGAGCAGCGCCGCCGGAUCUGCCACUGUGAUGGACGUCAAUAAACACACAUGGGUGUAUGUGGGCGGCCUGGGUGGACAGGUGAAGAAAUCUCCAGCAGUGAAAAUAACCCAUUUCAGAGGCUGUAUGGGUGAAGCGUUGCUCAACGAGAACAACAUCGGCUUGUGGAAUUAUGCUGAGAGACAGGGCGAGUGCGGAGGCUGCUUCAGGAGUCCUCGCACUGAAGACACCUCGUUUCACUUCGACGGCAGCGGCUUCUCUGUGGUGGAGAAAUCUCUGCGCUCCAUGUCCACCAGCGUGGUGAUGUUCUUCAAGACUCUGUCCCCCAACGGCCUUCUCCUGUAUCUGGCCUCCAACGGCACGAGAGACUUUCUGUCCAUCGAGCUGGUGGAGGGAAAGGUUCAUCUGACCUUUGAACUGGGCUCCGGAGCGCUGACCAUGACCUCCAGCAGAACAUACAACACCGGAUCCUGGUACCGAAUCGCCCUGCAGAGGAACAAGCGCAAAGGUCAUUUAUCUGUCAUGGCUGCUUCAAACCCGUCCGAGCGUGAGGUGCUGGAGGCGGAGGCUCCGGGUCAGGCUUCUGACCUCAACCGAUCCGACCUUGACCCCAUUUACAUCGGUGGAUUGCCAGCCUCUCGACCAAUCAGGAGGCAGGUUGUCGCUCGCUCUUUCGUCGGCUGCAUGAAGAACGUGGAAAUCGCACGAACAAACUUCGACCUGCUCAGAGAGGCGUACGGCGUGAAGAAAGGCUGCGUCCUCAAGCCCAUUCGCAGUGUGUCAGUGUUUGGCGGAGGGUUUCUGGAGAUGCCGGCGGUGCUGCUUUCCUCUCACACUGAAAUCAUGAGCACCUUCUCCAGCAGACGUGACAGCGGAGUCAUCCUGGCCGGAUUCAGCCGCUCAUCCAGACACACACAACAGCCGCUGUUACUGCUGCUGCUGGUGUCUGGAGGUCUGGAGCUGCGUGUGAGUGUGUCUGAUGGAGCAGCGGUGCAGAAAGCAGAACUCAGAGGAUCCUUCAGUGACGGACAUGAACACUCACUCAUCCUGCAGAGGAACAAACGGACGAUCACAGUGGUUGUGGAUGAGGGCAUCCAGGCCUCGCUGAAGCUGCCGGCGUCUGCAGAGAAAAGCCUGACUCUGGAGCGGCUCUACAUCGGCGGCGUUCCUCCAACAGAGGGAGACACACACACACUCACACCUGCCUUCUACGGCUGCAUCAGGAACACUGCGGUCGACGGCAUGUUGUUGGAUCUGUCCGCUGCGCUGCGCUACGAGCAGGUGGAUAUGGACAGCUGUUUGCUGGAGCCGCGGCCCAGACGAGUACUGCUGCCUGAUGACCCGGAGCCGACCUCUGACCCCGACACACGACCUCUGACCCCUGCAGCAGCGGAGCUGAGUGCGCUCACACCAAACAGCGGCAGCUGUGCAUCAGCGGACCACACACAGACCAUCCCAGAAUCCCACCAGUUCGGCCUGUCUCGACACAGUCACCUGAUCAUGGGCUUCAAAAACCGGACGGUCAGGACCAGUUUUGCAGUGAAGCUGUCGGUGCGCACGUUUGCUCACAGCGGCGUUCUGUUCUACAUGGCGAACACAAACCAGCAGGAUUACGCAGUUCUGCAGCUGCAGGCCGGACGACUGCAUCUGUCCUGUGACCUGGGCAAAGGAGCGGCCAGCGCCACGCUCAAAAACACCAUCAGUGAUGGACGCUGGCACACGGUGAAGGCCGAGUUCAGUAAGAAGACUGUUGUGGUCAGUGUGGACGGGAUUGAAUCUGACCACAUCUCUACUAAAGGACACACACUAGACGUCGAGGGGAAGUUGUACGUCGGUGGACUUCCUCCCACAUACACCGCCAAGAGAAUCGGAAACGUGACCCACAGUGUGGCGGCGUGUGUGCAGGAUCUGACGUUUAACGGUGUUUCAAUGAACCUGAAUAAUCCGCUGUCAUCUCACGCCACCGGUUUCUGCUUUAGCAACGCUCAGGACGGCACGUUCUUCAACGGCAGCGGAUACGCAGCUUUCAUGAAAGAGGGCUAUAAUGUGGGCUCAGACGUGACGGUGAGUCUGGAGUUCCGCUCCACGGCGCCGGAUGGUGUUUUAUUAGGAAUCAGCAGCACUAAAGUGGACGCCAUCGGCCUGGAGCUGCUCAACGGACAGGUGGUGUUUAAUGUGAAUAACGGUGCGGGCCGCAUCUCGGUGAGCAGCAGGAGCAGCGUAUCCAUGUGUGACGGACGCUGGCGCACUCUAGUGGCCAAAAAGCAGAAGCACAGCUUGAGUUUAACGGUGGACGGUGUGACGGUGAACACGGAAAACCCGCACUCCUCCUCCACAUCCGCAGAGACCAAAAACCCCAUAUAUGUGGGAGGACAUCCAGCGGAUGUAAAGCAGAAUUGUCUGAGCGUCAGGCAGUCGUUUCGUGGAUGUAUGAGGAAUCUGCGAGUGUUUAAGGGUCACAUCACCGAUGUGCUGGACUUCAGCUCUGCGUUCACACUCCUGCACGUUUCCCCUCACUCCUGCCCUGCGUAAACACACACAACAGCUGUACCUGUAGAGAUAUCAGCCCUCCUGUGUGUUUACGGCUCACUAAUGACACAUUUUACCAGCAGAAACUAAAUAUAUCAGUGAUUUUACCUUCAGCUCUGGGGACAAAAUCUGUUUUCAUGAAGACUGAACACAUUCAGGAGACACACUACUGCAACUGUCAGAACACAACUACUGGCGCACACUGACACACACACACACACACACACA